AAGAGGAACUGGCCGCCUCGGACCGUGCUCGGCGGCAGGCCCAGCAGGACCGGGAUGAGAUGGCAGAUGAGGUGGCCAAUGGCAACCUUAGCAAGGCAGCCAUUCUGGAGGAGAAGCGUCAGCUGGAGGGCCGCCUGGGGCAGUUGGAGGAAGAGCUGGAGGAGGAGCAGAGCAACUCGGAGCUGCUCAAUGACCGCUACCGCAAGCUGCUCCUGCAGGUAGAGUCACUGACCACAGAGCUGUCAGCUGAGCGCAGUUUCUCAGCCAAGGCAGAGAGCGGGCGGCAGCAGCUAGAACGGCAGAUCCAGGAGCUACGGGGACGCCUGGGUGAGGAGGAUGCUGGGGCCCGUGCCCGCCACAAGAUGACCAUUGCUGCCCUUGAGUCUAAGUUGGCCCAGGCUGAGGAGCAGCUAGAGCAAGAGACCAGAGAGCGCAUCCUCUCUGGAAAGCUGGUGCGCAGAGCUGAGAAGCGGCUUAAAGAGGUGGUGCUCCAGGUGGAGGAGGAGCGGAGGGUGGCUGACCAGCUCCGGGAUCAGCUGGAGAAGGGAAACCUUCGAGUCAAGCAGCUGAAGCGGCAGCUGGAGGAGGCCGAGGAGGAGGCAUCCCGGGCUCAGGCCGGCCGCCGGAGGCUGCAGCGUGAGCUGGAAGAUGUCACAGCGUCGGCCGAGUCCAUGAACCGUGAAGUGACCACACUGAGGAACCGGCUCCGACGCGGCCCCCUCACCUUCACCACCCGCACGGUGCGGCAGGUCUUCCGACUAGAGGAGGGCGUGGCAUCCGACGAGGAGGCAGAGGAAGCAGAGCCUGGGUCUGGGCCAUCCCGGAGCCUGAGGGGUCCCCACCAGCCCACCCCCAGUGACCCUACCCUGUCCCCAGAUGCACUAACAGAUGGGGCCCAGCCCCCUUCCUCCCUGGACCCCACGGGACCCUGUCCCAGGAACCCCACCCUCUGACUUCCUGCCCUUUGGAAAUGGUGCAGCACUCUGGCAUUUAUCACCCCCACCUGGGCCCCCUGCAACCUCCCAUCAAAGGAUGACCCCUAAACACAGAGGAGCGGGACAGGCAGGGAGGCAAGGACUGGAGCUACCUUACUUGUGGGGGGACUGGGUACAGUUGGCGAGCUGUGUUCUCAUCAGCUCCCUGUCCUCCUUUCUUCCCUCAUUAUUGAUCUGUAGAUAUUAGGAAGGGAGUGAUAUGGCUCCUCCACCGUCCUCAGCCAGUGCAGCCCAUUCCCUCUGCUUCUCUCUCUCUCUCUCUCUCUCUCUCCCUCCCUCUCCUUCCCUACCCUCUCACUGUCUCUCUUGGCCUCUCUGAGGGUCUCUCUGUGCAUCUUUUUAGGAAUCUCGCUUUCCCUCUCUACGUAGCCACUCUCCUUCCCCCAUUUCUGCGUCCACCCCUGAACCCCUGAGCGACAGAAGCCCCACGCCUCCACCAGCCUUGAACCCUUGCAAAGGGGCAGGACAAGGGGACCUCUCUCACUCCUGCUGCUGCCCAUGCUCUGCCCUCCCUUCUGGUUGCUCUGAGGGUUCGGAGGCUCCCUCUGGGACUAAAGGAGUGUCCUUUACCCUCCCAGGCUCUGGCAGAAAUAAACUCCAACCCGACUGGA
Nomascus leucogenys (northern white-cheeked gibbon) is the source of this 1606-nucleotide messenger RNA. RefSeq names its product myosin-14-like. The transcript has 7 exons. Lineage: Eukaryota; Metazoa; Chordata; Mammalia; Primates; Hylobatidae. The record is from RefSeq and is a predicted model, not a curated record. Gene Ontology annotation, cellular component: myosin complex. Bases 60 to 953 code for a protein of 297 amino acids.